Molecule: messenger RNA, 1202 nt
Organism: Glycine soja
Lineage: Eukaryota; Viridiplantae; Streptophyta; Magnoliopsida; Fabales; Fabaceae
Product: WW domain-binding protein 11-like
Exons: 3
Coding region: 64-954 (296 amino acids)
Source: RefSeq, a predicted model, not a curated record
CUUCUCUUCUCUUCACUCUGCUCAAUUUGUGAGAUUCCAAAGCAAUUCUUUGCUGCCAACACAAUGGAUUCAAGAGCUUACAUCCUUAGAGUCACCAUUGCAAUUCUUUGCAUCUCAAUGCUAGCUUCCACUCUUUUCCCUGUGUGUGAUGCUAUAAAUCAUGGAAGAGCAAUAAGGGGUCACAAAAUCCGUAGAAGCUCCCCAAUCAAAUCUUUAAAGAAACUGAAAAUAAAAUCUUUAAGACAUUUAAACAAGUACACACCAUUUGAUUCAUUUGGGUACUCAGACUUUGAUUCAUAUGGGUACUCAAACUUUGAUGAUUCAUAUGGCUCUCCCUCUUCCCUACCCUUACCACCUUUCAAUUCACUAGCACCACAUCCACAACCUACACCAUCAAGUUCCAUUGCUCCUCCAAAUUUGGCACCUCCAAGCAUAGGUGGCAACUCCUCUCUCCCAGCACUCUCACCAGUUCCAAGCUCACCUCAUGGUGCUGUCUUUGGGCCACCAAACCCAAGAAGCAUGCCACCACCUCCUUAUCCCUCAAGCCCACCAAAGCAUGCUCCAAGCCUAAGCCCACCAAAGAGUGCUCCAAGCCUAAACCCACCACCACUAGUGUACCUCCCACCUGUUGUGUUCCCACCACCCCCUUCACCUUCUACGCACCGCAAAAAGCCGCCACAAUACGCACUUUGGUGUGUGGCAAAGCCCACGGUUCCUGACCCAAUAAUUCAGGAGGCCAUGGACUAUGCCUGUGGGUCUGGUGCGGAUUGCAAGUCAAUUCAGCCCAAUGGAAUGUGCUUCCAGCCCAACACUUUGCUGGCCCAUGCUUCGUAUGCCUUCAAUAGCUACUGGCAGAACACUAAGAUUGGUGGAGGCACGUGUGAUUUUGGUGGAACUGCCAUGCUAGUCACUGUUGAUCCAAGCUAUGACAAAUGCAACUUCAUGUUGACUUAGCUGCCCUUGCCAUAUAGCACAUGUUUGGAGACAUAAUGUUCAGUGUUCAAAUAUUCUCUCUCAUCCCAACAUGGAUUUUUGAUGUAACAAUAAUAAUUAAUUCCCUGGCCCAUAAGUUAUUGGAGCUACGUAGGUUGUCUUUCCCCCCUUUCUUCUCGGAUUAUUAUAGCUGUCGUAUUUGGAAGUAUCUUAUCUUUUUUGUAAUAAUCUCAUUAUUUUUAUCGCCAUUUCAUUAUCAUGUUCGUUUU